UGCAACCAUCCACAGGCCGUCUGUUGGCUGCGGUGCUGCCUUGUUUCACCAAGUCGAUCACUGCCCCUGGCCUCUUGGGCGUCGCGCCCUCGCCAACAGACCUUGAUUUAGAUUGAGGCAUGCCGGAUCCUGCCGCUUGCUGCUGGUGAUGACAUAGGCUGAGGCUGUGCAUCGCUUUCGUUUCCAGGGCCAGCGACUUGGUGGUUGACUUUUGCACCUUCACUCUCUUGCCCUGUCUCACGCUCUUUCUUUGUGUCUUGCCCUUUGUUAGUACUUUGACGCCGUCGCCUGAAAUCCCCAUCUCUCAUCGUCGCGCGCGGGUGCUCUGAAGUUGCCCGCCAGUAUAGCCACGGCUACGUCGCUCAACAACCAUUGACUCGGCUUGCACGGGAGCCGAAAGAAGAGUCGACAGCGGGUCAGGGAAGAGAAGGAUCUCAAGCAACAAUGCCGUUCAACUGCACCACUAUCCCAGACACGACAACCACUGAUGCGGGAGUUGCGGGUGCGGGCACCCUCUUGUCUUUCAUCAUCACCAACGUUCUCUCCAUCCUGCUCUCUGCCACCAUCAUCCUCCUUGGCCUGCGAAAGUCCACCUCGGCACCCAUAUCACGCAAGCUGCUACAAUCCUUCUCGGACCAGCAGAUCCUCACAGGCAUCGGCAUCCAGUCGGUGGGCCUUGCCAAAAUGAAAACAAUGGUGCCCUACCACUUCUUCAUAAUCUGGCUCCUCUCGCUGCUCUCAACCGCUACCAACCUGGCCACACUCCUCGCCCUCGUCAACGACUUCAAGCGCGACUGGGUCCUCCGCUGGAUACGCCAGCUCCUCAUGCUCGUCAAUAUGUUCCUCGGUAUCCUCUCGGGCGUCUUCAUCCUGCAGACUGUCUUGAAGAACAUGUCGCCCAGACUGCCCAUUGCAUGCGUCUGGGAAGUCGAAAGCAAAGGCGCCUCGGAAAACGCUGCCCUCAGUAUUGCCGGUACCAUUGCCGUCAUAGCAGGCCAAGUCAUCACAUUCGGCUUCGCAACAUGGUACCUGCACAAUCGAUCGAACCCCAAAUGGCUCAAGACGGUGCAAGUCAUUGGUCUAUUCGCCUGUCUCGCAAUGGGCAUCGGCGCAACCAUUCGCAUAGUGCUCGAGUCCCAGGCUUUUGGCUCCCCGCCGGAAGCCGUGCACCUUGUGGGACCCAGCGAGGGCAACUGGAGUUUUGGCCAGCUGCUUCCUUUGCUGUUGCUUGUGCUGCCGGUUAUCAGCACAAUUGAGAUUGCAAGGGGCGAGGAGCUCAAGCCCAGGAGUAAGGUGGACGACGAUACGGAACCGCUUUUUGCAAGUGGGAAUGAUAUGGAGUUUCAGCCGAACCCGCUCGUAGGAAGUGGGACUUCUCUGUUCAGAAAGUAGAUGUGGUUAUGAAGCCUGGCUGAUAUGUAGUUAUGGGCCAUACCUAUGUCCCUUUUCUUGAUUUUGAUAGCAUGAUACCCAUUUAAAAAAUUAU
Molecule: messenger RNA, 1486 nt
Organism: Exserohilum turcica Et28A
Lineage: Eukaryota; Fungi; Ascomycota; Dothideomycetes; Pleosporales; Pleosporaceae
Exons: 2
Coding region: 445-1392 (315 amino acids)
Source: RefSeq, a predicted model, not a curated record